GAGAAGGAGCCCAACAGCCGAGAGGGGAGGGAGGGCAGAGGAGGGGGACCAGGAAAGACACCCCCGUGCCCCGAAGACACACAUUCCUGAGUGCCCAGGAGGAGCCUUAACAAGCGGCGCGGAGCCCUUCAAGGCUGCUAAAUUGGCUGUCACAGCUCAAGCCUUGGAGUCCCAAUGGGGGACUCAGGAUCAAGACGAUCUACCCUGGUCUCCCGGUUGCCAAUAUUCAGAAGAAGUAUUAGCAGAAGACAUGAUUCUCUUCCUUCUUCACCCUCCUCCAGUAAUACAGUUGGUGUCCACAGUUCCUCUCCUUCCAGCACUAAUUCAAGCUCAGGUAGUACAGGUAAACGCAGGAGCAUAUUCCGUACUCCUUCCAUUAGUUUCCACCAUAAGAAAGGAGGUGAACCUAAGCAAGACACUACCAACCAGAACCUUAGUAUUUCAAAUGGUGCUCAAUCUGGUCAUAGCAGUAUACAGAAACUGAGUUUGGAAGAACAUAUUAAAACCAGGGGAAGACCUUCUGUUGGUUUUAGUAGUUCACGAAAUAAGAAAAUAACGAGAUCCUUGACAGAAGAUUUUGAAAAGGAAAAGGAGCACUCAACUAAUAAGAAUGUCUUUAUAAAUUGCCUAAGUUCUGGCAAAAGUGAAGGGGAUGAUUCUGGAUUCACAGAAGAACAAACUCGCCGUUCUGUUAAGCAGUCAACAAAGAAGCUACUCACUAAAUCUUUUUCAUCUCACUAUAAAUUUUCUAAGCCAGUUCCACAGAGCCAAUCCAUUUCAUUGGUACAACAGUCUGGAUUCUCAUUGGAAAUUACACAGUACCAGGAGAGAGAACCUGUAUUAGUAAGAGCUUCUCCAUCUUGUUCUGUGGAUGUAACAGAACGGGCAGGAAGCUCUUUACAAUCACCCCUGCUUUCUGCUGAUCUUACAACAGCUCAGACACCUUCAGAGUUCUUAGCCUUGACUGAAGAUUCUGUGUCUGAAGCAGAUGCAUUUCCUAAAAGUGGAAGCAUGGCAUCCCACUGUGAGAACUUUGGCCACAAUGAUUCUACCUCUCAGAUCUCUCCCAAUCCUGCUGCUGUUACAAAGACAACAAUAGACCUUAUGGGAACUGUUCCCUGUGCAAUUAUGUCUCCUGGGAAAUACAGGUUAGAAGGCCGAUGUAGCACUGAAUCUAAUUCCUUACUAGAAACCUCUGCUGCUAAUCAGAAGGAAGUGUUAUUGCAAAUAACUGAACUACCUGUUAUGAAUGGGAACAAGUCAGAGACUCAUCUAUCAGGAGAUAUGCAAAGAGAAGAACAUAAGGUAGUACAAAAUGGUGAAACAAUGUUGGCAACAAGCUCUCCGAGGAAACUUGGAUUUUAUGAGCAACAUAAAGCAAUAAGUGAUCGUGUUAAAGGGAUUCAUCCUAUUUCAGAUUCAAGGAUAAUACCCUCUUCUGGUGAUCAUCAUAUUUUUAACAAAACAUCAUAUGGAUACGAAUCAAAUCCUGCCAAAGUUCUUGCCAGUAGCUUCAGUCCAUAUCGUGAAGGGAGAUUUAUAGAGAGGCGAUUGCGAUCCUCAUCUGAAGGAACUGCAGGGAGUAGCAGAAUGAUUUUGAAACCAAAAGAUGGAAAUGUAGAAGAAGUGAACAGUCUAAGAAAACAAAGAGCAGGUUCAUCAUCUUCAAAAAUGAACAGCAUGGAUGUUUUGAAUAAUUUGGGAUCUUGUGAACUGGAUGAAGAUGAUCUAAUGCUUGAUCUGGAAUUUUUAGAGGAACAGAAUCUUCAUCCUUCAGUUUGCCGGGAGGAUUCAUACCACUCUGUAGUCUCAUGUGCUGCUGUGGUCCUUACUCCUAUGGAACCAACCAUAGAAAUGAAGAAAAGAGAAGAACUAAAAUUUCCUGAACCUUCCAAACAGAAUCUUUCCCUGAAAUUAACAAAAGACAUUGAUCAGGAAGUCAGGUGUUCCCAUAUGAGCCGAAUGCCCCCCAGUCCAUCUGCAGAUUGGCCCCUGCAAGGUGUGGAAGAAAAUGGAGGCUUAGACUCUCUGCCUUUCAGAUUGAUGUUACAGGACUGCACAGCUGUCAAGACAUUAUUAUUAAAGAUGAAGAGAGUUCUUCAAGAGAGUGCCGAUAUGAGCCCAGCAAGUAGCACAGCUUCACUUCCUGUUAGUCCUCUUACUGAAGAGCCCUUGCCUUUCAAGGAUAUAAUGAAAGAUGAAUGCUCAAUGCUGAAGCUGCAGCUGAAAGAGCGGGAUGAACUCAUUUGCCAACUUCAGGAAGAGCUGGAAAAAGUCCAGCAUUUACAGAAGGCUUUUGCUUCAAGAGUAGAUAAAUCCACACAGACUGAACUUCUAGGCUAUGAUGGUUUGAACCUGAAAAGACUGGAGGCAGUACAAGGAGGGAGAGAGGCUACAUAUCGAAAUCGAAUUGUGAGCCAAAGCCUCAGCACAAGGGACAGAAAAGCAAUGCAUACUCCCACCGAGGACCGUUUUAGAUACACAGCAGCUGACCAGACAAGCCCCUACAAAAGUAAGACCUGUCAACUAUCAAGUCUAUGUUUAAGUAAUUUUUUGAAGGACAAGGAACUAGUGGAAGUUAUCAAACACUCAAGAGGAACUUAUGAAACCCUCACAUCAGAGGUCACCCAGAAUUUACGGGCCACUGGAGGGCAAAACUCUCUGAAGCCAACAGCUAAGACCGAAGGGCCCUCUGCCUUCUCAGAGAAACCAAAGGACCCAGCUGUUGUGGCCCGACAGCAUUCAACAUUCACAGGAAGGUUUGGACAACCACCCAGAGGGCCAAUCUCUUUACACAUGUACAGCAGGAAGAAUGUUUUCCUCCAUCACAAUUUACACACCACGGAGCUGCAAACUCUAGGCCAGCAGGAUGGGUAAUUAAAUCACCCUGUCCCCGUCUCUGGGUAGGGUAAGGAUGGUUAGUGUUUCUCGUGCAUAGCUCACAUUUAAAUUGUCACAUUCUUACUACUUUUUUAUUUUUAGUUAUAAACAAAGAAUUGUACACUUUUUUUUUUUUUUUAGAAUGAAGGUUCAGGCAUGUUAAUUGAA
This is a messenger RNA of Neofelis nebulosa (Clouded leopard), 3048 nucleotides long. It is a transcript of the gene CCSER1, whose product is annotated as coiled-coil serine rich protein 1. The transcript has 11 exons. Bases 175 to 2877 code for a protein of 900 amino acids. NCBI's taxonomy places the organism in Eukaryota, Metazoa, Chordata, Mammalia, Carnivora, Felidae. The record is from RefSeq and is a predicted model, not a curated record.